Messenger RNA from Perognathus longimembris pacificus (Pacific pocket mouse), 2063 nucleotides. It is a transcript of the gene Pgd, whose product is annotated as phosphogluconate dehydrogenase. Bases 78 to 1529 code for a protein of 483 amino acids. Gene Ontology annotation, biological process: pentose-phosphate shunt; pentose-phosphate shunt, oxidative branch. NCBI's taxonomy places the organism in Eukaryota, Metazoa, Chordata, Mammalia, Rodentia, Heteromyidae. Gene Ontology annotation, cellular component: cytosol. The record is from RefSeq and is a predicted model, not a curated record. Gene Ontology annotation, molecular function: NADP binding; phosphogluconate dehydrogenase (decarboxylating) activity. The transcript has 13 exons.
GGUGAGGCCAGCGGGAGCCGGGCACCGCUUCAUUCGCUCGCCGACCCCGCUGGCCUCGCUUCCUGCUCGUCGCCGCCAUGGCCCAAGCCGACAUCGCCCUGAUCGGACUGGCCGUCAUGGGCCAGAACCUGAUAUUGAACAUGAAUGACCAUGGCUUCGUGGUGUGUGCUUUUAACAGGACAGUCUCCAAAGUAGAUGAUUUCUUGGCCAAUGAGGCAAAGGGGACCCAAGUGAUUGGUGCACAGUCCCUGAAGGAGAUGGUCUCCAAGCUGAAGAAGCCCCGGCGGGUCAUAAUCCUUGUGAAGGCCGGCCAGGCUGUGGAUGACUUCAUUGGAAAACUGGUGCCGUUGCUGGAGGCCGGCGACAUCAUCAUUGAUGGAGGGAAUUCUGAAUAUCGAGAUACUACCAGACGGUGUCGAGACCUGAAGGCCAAGGGACUCCUGUUUGUGGGGAGCGGCGUCAGUGGUGGCGAGGAAGGGGCUCGGUAUGGCCCGUCGCUCAUGCCAGGGGGGAACAAAGAAGCUUGGCCUCACAUCAAGACAAUCUUCCAGAGCAUUGCUGCGAAAGUGGGGACCGGGGAGCCCUGCUGCGACUGGGUGGGGGACGAGGGGGCCGGGCACUUUGUGAAGAUGGUGCACAACGGGAUCGAGUACGGUGACAUGCAGCUGAUCUGCGAGGCGUACCACUUGAUGAAGGACGUGCUGGGCCUAGGGCAUGAGGAGAUGGCCCAGACGUUUGAGGAAUGGAACAAGACGGAGCUAGACUCGUUCCUGAUCGAAAUCACCGCUAAUAUUCUCAAGUUCCGAGACAGCGACGGCCAAGAGCUGCUGCCCAAGAUCAGAGACAGCGCGGGGCAGAAGGGCACGGGGAAGUGGACGGCUGUGUCUGCCCUGGAGUAUGGGGUUCCCGUCACCCUCAUUGGAGAAGCUGUCUUUGCUCGGUGUUUGUCAUCGCUGAAGGACGAGAGGAUUGAAGCCAGCAAGAAACUGAAGGGUCCCCGGAAGGUCCAGUUCGAAGGCAGUAAGGAGUCCUUCCUGGAGGACAUCCGGAAGGCCCUCUAUGCCUCCAAAAUCAUCUCAUACGCACAAGGCUUCAUGCUGCUCAGACAGGCCGCCACUGAAUUCGGUUGGACCCUCAAUUACGGUGGCAUCGCCCUGAUGUGGAGAGGGGGCUGCAUCAUCAGAAGUGUCUUUCUGGGCAAGAUUAAGGAUGCCUUUGACCGAAACCCCCAACUUCAGAACCUGCUGCUGGAUGACUUCUUCAAGUCGGCUGUUGAGAACUGCCAGGACUCGUGGCGGCGGACGGUAAGCACCGGCGUCCAGCGGGGCAUUCCCAUGCCCUGCUUCACCACCGCCCUCUCCUUCUACGACGGCUACAGACACGAGAUGCUGCCGGCCAACCUCAUCCAGGCUCAGCGGGAUUACUUCGGGGCGCACACCUAUGAACUCUUGGCCAAACCGGGACAGUUCAUCCAUACCAACUGGACAGGCCACGGCGGCAGCGUGUCGUCCUCUUCCUACAACGCCUAACGGGGCGCGCCUGUCCCCCUCCUCCGCAGAACGGACAUUCCGUGUGCCACACAGCACUCCUCGGGGCCCUUUGCCCUGUUUCCUGCUCAGAUCUUUUAGCCAAGGGGUAGACGGGACUCCUCACGUUCCCCAGAGCCUCACGGUCCUCCCGCCCUCGGGGGGAAGGGACUGCGUGACUGUCCUCCGCGCGGCUGCAGCUCCUCGGAGAGGGGACAGGCUUUGUGGGUUUGAUCACGCUGCACUUAGGUCCUGCAGCUCUUCUCCCUCCUCCACUCAGUGACGAGACUGCCUUGCCUCGCCCCGCCCCGCCCCACCGCUGCCUUCACCAGCUCCCGGCCACACCAGGUCCUCCCUGUCGGGUAGGGAGGACUGCGCUGCAUGGAGUGCGGUGCAUUCCACGCAGCUGCUCUCCUUCCAGCUGGGUCAUUCAGUCCACCCUCACCCCCGGCCCACACAAGAGACCCCAAAACACAAGACACAUCAGAGGCAGGGCAGGGCGUGGCGGGCGGCGCUUCAUGGGAACACCGUGCGUGU